CUGGCAACCAGACGCUGUAGGCCCUCCACCACCACCACACUGUGUACUCUGUAGUUUAAACAUUUACACACACAUACACACACACACACACACACACACACUCCCUUACACCUGACACAGACCUUCCCACACACUCGUCAUACAUCUCUGAGGCUCCAGGUCUGUAGUUGAUGAAGGUGAGGGGAGAGAAGAAUGGGACCUCGCACAGCAGUCGGACCAUCCAAACAGGAGAAGGUCGCCCCUCAGUAUCGUCAUGGUAGCAGGAGUGACGGGUAUUACAAUGAUUCUCCUGUGCUCAAUAACCCAAAGUCAGUAUUGAAGAGGCAGGUGAGUCCAGAAGAGCUGCAGACUCCUGGAGGGAAGUACCUAAAGAGGACAUUCACCAUCGUUGGGGAUGCUGUGGGCUGGGGGUUUGUUGUGAGAGGCAGUAGUCCAUGUCACAUUCAGGCUGUUGAUCCAAGCGGACCAGCUGCUGCUGUUGGAAUGAAGGUGGGAAACACUGAAAUGUGGAAAAUGUAAACAGGUAUGUCAGUUUGUAGUGUGUGUAAAUGGAGUGAAUGUUUUGGAGAUGGACUAUCGGACAGUCAGUCAUCUCAUCCUCACCGGGCCUCGCACUGUUGUCAUGGAGGUGAUGGAGCCACUCAACUGCUGAGGAUACGACUAAAGAAGCUACUCUAAUAAUUCAAAUAAGAAUUCAAAAAGAAUUGAAAAAAACUAAAAUACUGUGAGCUGCAUAACAUACAAGGUGAUGAUUUGUACCUUGGUGCAUCAGUCUGGUCAAAAAGAAACGAAGGUAUAAAUUGUGACAGUACCCAUAUUUCUAAAGAGCAACCCCUUUUGCUGUCUGGAAAACAGCUCAGAUGCAGAGUGAAAUAUUUGACCUCAACACUAUCUAUUGGAAGGCAAAGAAGCCAAAACUUAAAAAUAUUUAGAUAGUGAGUUUCUAAAAUGAUAAAAUGGUAACUUAUACUGUGAGAUCCAAAGAAUAGUUCUCAGUUAUAAGAUUUUAGAUGUUAGCUGAUCUUUUGUAAACAGACCUUAAAUACAGUGAGGGGAAAUAAGUAUUCAGAUACUUUUUAAUAUAUAUAUUGUUAUUUAAUAUACUUCCAGUGCAUCUUUCCUCUUCAAAUGUACACGCAUAAUGUCUUUUGUCUUUUUACUUAUAAAUAUGAACAAAACCAUAUGUAUUCAUAAGCAUAAAACAAAUAUAUCUUUAAAAAAUUGAUAGGGGAAAAUGUAUUCGGAUACUAUAUAAAAUACAAAUAUAUGUUAGACAAAAAGUAAUCAAAUUUACGAUGCAAAAAAAAAGUCUUUGAGCAAAUUGCACCCGGUGACAUUAUUAUAAAAUAAUAAUGUUGCCAUUGGUUGGGAAGAUUUACGCAACAAGUAGCAGUCAUAGUGAAGGUGAAGAAGCUUCCUAAAGUUCUCAGGUACAACAUCAUUAAACAUCACUCAAAUGGAAAUGGCUCCAGAGCCAUUGCAAAGAACUUAAACAUCCCUGUCAGAACAAUUGUUUUGAUCACAUGUAGGUGGAAAGUUCAGGGAACCACAACUAAUCGUCCCUGGACAGGUGCGUCACACAAGAUUUCACAACAUACCCUCAGAAUAAUGAUAAGAAAGAUAAAAGAGAAGCCAGCAGUCACUGGAAAAGAGUUGCAGGAGCAACAGCAACAGCAGGAGCAACAGUUACACACAGAAUAACAAGCAAUGAACUGCACCACAAUCAUCUUCGUACCGACACCUCACACAAAACUUCUCUGCUAAAAAAGAAGCACAUAGAUGUGCAUCUAAAAGCAUUUACACAAAUCAGAACUAUUUUGGAAUAAUAUACUCUCACAUACAAAAAGAACUCUUUGCCAAUAAUCAGAUCAUCAUGUGAGAAGGAAGGGUUACGCCUGAUCCUUAAGAACACCAUAUUCACAGUGAAGCACGGGGGUGGGAGCAUCAUGAUAUGGGGCUGCUUCUCUGCAAAUGGUAUUACGGGGCAUUACAUGUCAUGAUUGCCAGAAACAUGAAUGGAGCGAUGUACUGAGACGUACAAGAGGAGAAUUUAAUCUCAUCAGCUAAGAAAGUGAAUCUGGGGUGAAGAUGGAUGGUUCAAUAAAACAACACCCCCAAACAUACAGCACAUAAUAACUCACAUAAAAAAGAAAGUGAAGGUGCUUGCAAGGACUAGCUUUAUCUCCUGACAUUAUUUAUGGAGGAUUUUGAUACUGAAGAUAAAUUGCCAAGAGGAAUGGGCCAAAAUUGUACCACAAUGCUGCAAAAAGAGAAUUAAUUCUUACUGUAGAUGCCUCGAAGCUAAUUAGUACAAAGUACUAAUGUUGAUCAUUUGUGGUGUCUAAAUGCAUUUUUACCUAUCAAAAGACAUUAUGUGUCUAAAUUAGAAGUGGAUAUAUACAUUGCAAGUAUAUUAAAUAAGAAAAGCAAGUGGCUAAAUAUUUAUUUCCCCUCACUAUAUUAGCAGAUAUUGAUUAGUAGAUCUCAGUUUUCAGUAGAAGUUAUCAGUACAGAUUUUAGUUAUUGAUUAUUUCAGAUAUUGAUUUGUUGAGCGCCAUUUUCUCAGCAGUUCUUAUUUAGCAAUUCGAUGUGUAAAACCUAAAAUUAAACUACCAUAGACAUAAUCAUAAAAAAAUAUAGACACAAGUCACAAGAGCCCUAAUGUUAGAGUGGGAUAAGGUGUGACUACACUUAGAGCUGCUGUUACAGAAAAUUUAUCAAAAACAAAACAGAAUUUAACAGUGCUGUGGUAUAAUGGCUCAUAAAAAUAUACACCUUUAAAGCACCCUUAAUAUUUAUUAUGAACAUUUUUAAAUAACAUAAAUUAGUGAUUGCUUUAAUUUAUUUCUAAUUAUAAGUAUCUUAUUAUAAGUACAAACUAUAUAAUGUAAAUUAUACACUAAACAUAAUUACAAUGAUUUAUUUUGUAAAAUUUAAUUCCAAACUUAAUUAUAUUUAAGUGACUUAAUUCACUAUAAAUACAAGCGCCGAGGAAAGUAUUACCCAAAAUAUAUUGCUUUAUAAUUAUUCUAAUUAUCUGAACUACAUUCAUCGCUUUUACUAGACAAUGAGUUUUUACUUUAAUAGACGUUUAAUAAUGACGAUUAUUGUAAAUUAACAUACUAAAUGUACCUCUGUCUCUCUGUUACAAGUCUAAAUAUGAUUCAUUAUUGUGCAUGUACACACUGUAAUUAUUUAAACGACGUGUUCUGUGUGUUAUGUGUGUUAUGGUAGAGCACUUGCCUGUGACUGUGUGUUUCUGGCAUACAAUCUCAUUGCUUAACUUAGUAAAAGAUAUUUAUCUUUUAACAUGGCUGAUACAUAUCUGGUUAAUUGGUUUAUACUUUUUUAGUUUUCUUUUAUGCUUAUAUGUCUUUGCCCAUGUGUGCACUUCAAAUAAAUUUCUAUACACGCAA
Pangasianodon hypophthalmus (striped catfish) is the source of this 3416-nucleotide messenger RNA. RefSeq names its product DEP domain-containing mTOR-interacting protein. The transcript has 5 exons. NCBI's taxonomy places the organism in Eukaryota, Metazoa, Chordata, Actinopteri, Siluriformes, Pangasiidae. Bases 193 to 519 code for a protein of 108 amino acids. Gene Ontology annotation, molecular function: protein binding. The record is from RefSeq and is a predicted model, not a curated record.